Colletotrichum tamarilloi is the source of this 2121-nucleotide messenger RNA. RefSeq lists its product as uncharacterized. The transcript has 2 exons. The record is from RefSeq and is a predicted model, not a curated record. The coding region runs from base 1 to 2121 and encodes 706 amino acids. Lineage: Eukaryota; Fungi; Ascomycota; Sordariomycetes; Glomerellales; Glomerellaceae.
AUGACCAAACGCCAAACACAAACCACACCUCCGCGAGUGUCAUUUGGCGUAGAACUCGAGUUCUUCGUUGCCUUCGUGCGCGAGGGGGAAACAGACCCCGACCAUGCCAUCAGGCAUGAACUACAGCCUCUUGUCGUAGUUCCCCCGGAUGAUGGGAUCGAUAAGCACGGCCUUCCGCAUACGGCGUACGAUUGGGACGAGGACUUUGUGUUCCACAGCAUUGGUGACGCCUUAGCUAAAGCUGGGUUGCCGGUUUAUGGCCAGGGUCAAUGCGGUGUGUCCGGCUCUGUGCAGAGCAGGCAGAGUAAAAAGGCCAUUGACGCGUUCCAGCUAAAGACAGACAUCUCUCUCAAGGCUGACCACGUCGACGGGUACCGCUGGCAGCGCGUCGAAAUGAUAUCACCGGCUAUGUACAACAUGAAUAUGUCUUUUGACAUGGUUCGUCUGGCGGUAAGUGUAAUCACUACUAACUUCCGAUGCCGAGUGAAUCCUAGCUGUGGAUUCCACGUUCAUGUGGGUGUAGGACCGACGCAAAGAAUCGACGCAAGAACUUUACGGCAUUUCGCUGCCCUCUUAUGGGCUGCCGACCCUCUUAUUAGUCGACUUCAUCCUCCUUGGCGCGCUACCCUCGCCUACAGCCAGUCUGCUCGAGUGAACGAAGCUACACCGCUGGGACAGGGCAAAGGCCCUGCAGGUGCGACUAUUGACAAAGACAUUGCCCCACGGGAUUUGAAGAAGAUGAAAGUUCUGGGAAGAGACCGCUGGCUUGGCGAUUCAGUUGAGGUGGACACGACCUCAGAGACGAUGAUUCGCGAGUUGAACUUAGAUCAAGAAGACGAUGAGGCCCUUCUGACAGGCUACGAACCAUGGCAGCAUCGACCGGCCAUUCCCGAAGUCAGGGACCCAAAGAGUUCCGAAGCUCGCUCAACCUCGCCAUUUGGGUUUCCUCCACUUAGAUACGAAGCUCCUGUACCAAUGCCGAAGAACUACCGCAGCUCGGCAACCAAGGGCGUAAUCCCACCACGGCCUCGACCUCCCCCAAUCAAGAGACGCUACGCUCGUGUUCCCGGAACCAUGCGAAAAGAUAUCCGCGGAGAUCCCGACUUCUUGGACGGGUACAUCCUAGGCCAAGGAGGAAGUAUCGGAUGUGUGGAAGUCAACCAGCCGUCUCGAUGGGACGUCAUGUCUGGCGUCAGGGAUCUCCUCGGUGCUGACAUGACGGUCGCACAGGUUGGGCAGUUGAUGACGCCUGCCUUUCUCCCCAAGCAUAUCAACUACAAGUUCAAAGCCUAUGAUUUCUACUCUCUCGAACAUCUCGCCCCGCAGGAUGGAAACGGCACACGGACGACGUACCCCACAAAAGACCAUACGAUUGAGUUCCGCGAGGCGGCGGGCUCUUUGGAUGUGGAGUGGAUUGCGACCUGGGCUCGCAUCUGCUGUCGCCUACUCGAAUGGAGCCGUGAUGCCGAGCCGACGGAGUUUAUGUGUGUGAUGCGGCUGCUGGCGUGGGCCCAGGAAGAGGAGGGCGCUCAGUACGACGUGGUUGACUUGUUGAUCGAUCUGGGCCUGAUCACCGAAGCGAGAUUCUGCGAGGACAGGUUACAGCAGGGGGAGGCUGCGUGGUGGGAGUGCGCCAAUCUUGGCGCUCUCGAAGGGUCUGAGAAUGCUUUUGGAGACGGGAUGGGAUACCCGGUGCCUGGAUUCGACGACUACGAGAUGCCUGAUGUAGAGAGUGGCGGUGGGCAUCGGUACCCCGGAGUCGCGUUCGGGGGCUGGGACGAUGCUCACGGUGGUGAGUAUAGGUGCGGAGAGGUUUGGGAUUCGUCGAGUGGCAGUGAUGCUUUCGAGCUCGAGUGCAAGGCACCUGAGGCUGGCGAGAAGACCGAGACAACUACACCCGACACAUUUGCGAAGGUAGCCGGAGAUAUGCCUACGGCCGGUGAGACAUACCCGGAAUACACAUCGGAGGAGAAGGCAGGUGGUGAAGUGGAUGAGCAAGGUGUUGCCGAUGUCUUAGAUACGUCGUCGGAGUAUGCUUGGGUUGAACAUGAUGAAUACUCUCGCGAGAGGAAGCGGGCUGAGUCAGAGGAUGGCUUUGAGAUUGUGGAACGCGAGAAUUAA